AUGGUCAACGCGACCUACGUAGAGACAUCUCAGGAUGUCCUUUACUACGCUGAUGAUGGUACACCAUACAUCUACAACCUUGGUGAUAUGGCAUGGGUUCUCGCGUCUACGGCAUUGGUAUGGUUGAUGAUACCAGGUGUAGGAUUAUUCUACUCUGGUCUAUUAAGGAGAAAGAAUGCUUUGUCCAUGAUAUUCUUGUCGGUGGCUGGUGUAGCUGUCGGUUCUUUCCAAUGGUUCUUCUGGGGUUAUUCCUUAGCAUUCUCUGAUACCGGCUCCAAAUUCAUCGGUGAUUUGCGAUACUUCUGUCUUAAAGGUGUACUCGCAGACCCGUCUGCUGGGUCAAGCAGAAUCCCAGCUUUGCUGUUCUGUGUAUACCAAUGCAUGUUCUGUCUCAUUACUGGUGUUCUCGCUAUUGGUGGUUUCGCCGAACGAUCCAAGAUCGGUCCCGUUAUGGUCUUCCUUUUCUGCUGGUUGACUCUCGUCUACUGUCCUAUCGCCAACUGGACUUGGAACCCUAACGGUUGGUCCUUCAUCAUGGGUGGAUUGGAUUUCGCCGGUGGUACCCCCGUACACAUAUCAUCCGGUACAGCUUCUUUGGCUAUCGCCAUCUACCUCGGUAAACGAAGAGGAUACGGUACCGAACGAUUAGCUUACAAACCCCAUAACACCGCUUUCGUCAUUCUCGGUACGGUAUUCCUCUGGUUCGGUUGGUUCGGCUUCAACGGUGGUUCAGCUCUCUCUGCUAACCUCAGAGCCGUCCAAGCUUGUAUCGUCACCAACCUCGCUGCUUCAGUCGGUGGUAUCACCUGGAUGUUACUCGAUUGGAGACUCGAAAGGAAAUUCUCAGCUGUUGGUUUCUGCUCAGGUGCUAUCUCAGGGUUGGUCGGUAUCACCCCUGCUGCCGGUUUCGUCGGUUCCCCCGCCGCUGUCGCUAUCGGUUUCGUGGCUGGAGUAGCUUGUAACUUCGCUACCAAACUCAAGUUCCUCGUUGGCGUAGAUGAGACCCUCGAUGUCUUCGCUUCUCACGGUAUCGGAGGUAUGGUCGGAUGUGUUAUGACUGGUCUCUUCGCCCAAGCUUCUGUCGCGGGAUUCGAUGGAAUUACAGAGAUUCCUGGAGGCUGGUUUGACCAUAACUACAUUCAGCUCGGUUACCAGAUUGCUGACAUGAUUUCUGGUUUCGCCUACUCCCUUGUCAUGACCACUAUCAUCUGUUGGAUCCUCCAUUUCAUCCCUGGACUCCGACUCCGAGCCAGCGAAGAAGCUGAGAUCGUCGGUAUCGAUGAUGCCUACCUUGGUGAAUUCGCUUACGACUACGUUGGUACCGACCCCGAGCUCCGAUUGCACCGAAUUGACUCUCGACCCCGACUCACCUCUGGCGAUGUCAUCGCUGAAGCUCCUCACUCACCUGAUGGCAAUUCAUCCCAUGAGAAAGUGCCUCACGGUGCUGUAGGAAACGCUGCUGCUGGAGGUGGACGAGUUGACGUAUAA
Molecule: messenger RNA, 1488 nt
Organism: Kwoniella botswanensis
Lineage: Eukaryota; Fungi; Basidiomycota; Tremellomycetes; Tremellales; Cryptococcaceae
Exons: 6
Coding region: 1-1488 (495 amino acids)
Biological process (GO): ammonium transmembrane transport
Cellular component (GO): plasma membrane
Molecular function (GO): ammonium channel activity
Source: RefSeq, a predicted model, not a curated record